GUGAAAAAGUUGCAGAAGGGUCUUGUGUUUCCUCUGUGUUUGCGGAAGGUCUUGUGUUUCCUCUGUGUUUGGGGAAGGUCUUGUGUUUCCUCUGUGUUUGCAGAGGGUCUUGUGUUUCCUCUGUGUUUGCGGCUUGCUGAAGUUUUGGGUUAGGCAGGUGUAGAUUCCAUUCCAGCCCCCACAAGUCAGAAACUCAGGAACCUAUUCCCUCAACUCUCACUUUCUUUUACAUUUUAAUUCUUUUAGCCAGAAAUAGUGGUGAUUCAAAAUUACAAAAAUAUAAGCAAACAGAAGAAAAGAUAUUUUCCCCAAAUCCUGUCCCAAGCCUCUUGCUGGCCACCCCACUUGGCUUGCACAGUACCCUUAGAUCCCACACCAGGGCCGGCCUCUGUACUGACUGUCCCCCACUUUCACCCAGAGAGCUGCAGAGCCUGCAGUACUCACUUGAUGGGGGACCUACAAGACACUUUUCCAUACCCAAGAAUCAGUUCCUACUCCUUCACUCUCGAAACUUUGCCCCACUUUACUUCUCUUGAAUGAAGUUACUGCCGCUUGACUCAUUAGUCCCUAGUGUGAGCCCAUGAUGUAGCCCCUGUACACAGGAGAUGCUCAGGGAUUUGUGUGGAUUGAUAGCUGCAGAGGUACAGACUGUUGUGUUGCCAUUUCAACCUCUCUUCCUCUCUGCAGUGGGAACUCUAGUGCCACGGAUUGAGGUCCUGAUUAACCGAGUUAAUGAGGUUCAGCAAGAAGGGAAAGCCAGAGAAGAGCUUGGAGAGCCAAGAACUGUCUGGGAUGCUCUGCAGAAGGAACUGGAUGCGUUACAUGAAGAAAAAGUACGACUAAAGGAGAUCUUCAGGAAAAAGCAAGAAACCCUGAGAAUCCAUCAGCUGCAUUGCCAAGAAAAGGAAAAUGAGGCCCAGAGGAAGCACACCAUGUUGCAAGAGUGCCAGGAGAGGAUUUCUUCUUUGAACUCCCAGAUUGAGGAAGAGAAGAAUAAACAGAGGCAGCUGAGGUUGGACUUUGAGCAGCAGCUGGAGACUCUGAUGGGCCAACACAAGGACCUCUGGGAAUUUCAUAAUCCGGAGCAGCCAGCAAGGGAGAUCUGUGCCCUGGACAGCAACAAGGAGCAACUGCUGAAGGAAGAGAAGCUGGUUGAGGUGAAGCUGGAGGAGGUGAAGCAAGGGCUGCUCUCCCUGAGUGGUCCUGAGGGGCCCUCCACCCUCAGUGAGGGGUUCUUCCUCCGAAGCCAGGAAGUGGCAGCAGUGGUGGAACUGUUUAAGGAGGAGAACAAGAAAGCUGAGGAGCUUCUGGGGGCUGCAGCCAAGCAACACCAGCAGCUGCGGCAGAGGUGCCAGCAUCUGCAGCAGAAGCGGUGGAGGCUGAAAGAGGACUUGGAAAAGCAUGGGCCUCAGAUCCUUGCUCAAUCCCAGAGCAUGCAAGAAGGGGCCACCUCGCAAAAGGAAGUGGAAGUCUCUAGAAGUCUGUGAGGAAAAAGACCAGGAGCCACUCAUCAAGCAGGGCCUGAUACCCUCCUAAACCGUGAUACCAUGAAGACAUGUCCCUCACCAAUCUUAUCUCAUGGGGAUACAUGAAAUAAAAGAUAAAUUUUGGUACAGCCUAUCUCUGCUGAGUCUGGGCUAGGUGUGGGUGGGAGUGGCGGGGCCCAGGCAGAGGGAUACAAAUGUGGGCCUUCUCAAAAGGCUGAGAAGCCCUCCCCGUGAUAAUGUAAUUCCUUCAGGUAGACCUAGAUUACUCAAAUUCUCACAAAAAAUGAAGCUAAAUCUAGAAUUCAGGGCCAGCCAGUUGCAUAC
Dipodomys spectabilis (banner-tailed kangaroo rat) is the source of this 1811-nucleotide messenger RNA. Its product is annotated as synaptonemal complex central element protein 1-like. The record is from RefSeq and is a predicted model, not a curated record. The transcript is spliced from 11 exons. Gene Ontology annotation, cellular component: synaptonemal complex. The coding region runs from base 606 to 1487 and encodes 293 amino acids. NCBI's taxonomy places the organism in Eukaryota, Metazoa, Chordata, Mammalia, Rodentia, Heteromyidae. Gene Ontology annotation, biological process: synaptonemal complex assembly.